This is a messenger RNA of Auanema sp. JU1783, 747 nucleotides long. NCBI's taxonomy places the organism in Eukaryota, Metazoa, Nematoda, Chromadorea, Rhabditida, Rhabditidae. The record is from the annotation of a GenBank genome assembly.
AUGUACGACGAUGUGAUGGAUCGUAUGUCCGAUUUCAAGAAUGUCGCCGAUGUCGCCUGGAGAGAGGUUGUUAUCAAAUCCAGACCAACUGAAACUAUCUCCUUCAACACUUUAAUCGGAAGACAUAAGCGUAGCAACGAUCAGUGCAACUGUGGAGCUCAAUCUCAAGGAUGCCCUGCUGGACCACCAGGACCACCAGGAGAUGAUGGAAAUCCAGGAGCUCCAGGACUUGAUGGUGAACAGGGUGCUCCAGGAAUUGGAGGAGCUCAACUCAUCUUCGGAGAAGAGAUUUCUAAGGCUUGCAUCGUCUGCCCAGCUGGACCACCAGGACCACCAGGACCAGUAGGACCCGCCGGAGAUGCUGGAUCUGACGGUAUCCCAGGAGCCGCUGGAGAGCCAGGAAACCCAGGACGCGACGGAGAAGCUGGAGAGCCAGGAUUUGAUGGAAGACCUGGUGCCCCAGGACAAUCAGGAGAGCCAGGAGUUGCAGGAGAACCAGGAGUCCAAUACUCUCAGGGACAACCAGGAAGACCAGGACAUCCAGGACAACGCGGACCAGCUGGACCAGCCGGACAAAACGGAAACGAUGGAUCUGAUGGUCAACCAGGAAACCAAGGACCAGCCGGAGAACGCGGACAAGAUGCCCUUCCAGGAUCUGAGGGUCGUCCAGGAACUCCAGGAGUUGACGGAGAGCUCGGACCUGAUGCUGGAUACUGUCCAUGCCCAGCCCGUACCUUCAUGGCUUAA